AUGGCGCAGAAAGGAGUUCAGCUGGACCGAGAAACCUUCUCUUGUUCCAUCUGUUUGGAUCUACUGAAGGAUCCGGUGACUACAACCUGUGGACACAGCUACUGCAUGAACUGUAUUAAAAGUUUCUGGGAUGAAGAGGACAGGAAGGGAAUCCACAGCUGCCCUCAGUGCAGGAAGACUUUCACACCGAGGCCUGUCCUGGAGAAAAACAUCAUGUUAGCAGCUUUAGUGGAGCAGCUGAAGAAGACUGGACUCCAAGCUGCUCCAGCUGAUCACUGCUAUGCUGGACCUGAAGAUGUGGCCUGUGAUGUCUGCACUGGGAGGAAGCUGAAAGCCAUCAAGUCCUGUUUAUUCUGUCUGGCCUCUUACUGUGAGAAACACCUUCAACCUCACUAUGAUGUAGCUCCAUUAAAGAAACACAAGCUGGUGGCCCCCUCCAAGAAGCUCCAGGAGAACAUCUGUUCUCGUCAUGAUGAGGUGAUGAAGAUUUUCUGUCGUACUGAUCAGCAGAGUAUCUGUUAUCUCUGCUUGAUGGAUGAACAUAAAGGCCAUGAAACAGUCCCAGCUGCAGCAGAAAGGACUGAGAAGCAGAAGGAGCUCGAGGUGAGACGACUAAACAUCCAGCAGAGAAUCCAGGAGCGAGAGAAAGAUGUGAAGCUGCUUCAACAGGAGGUGGAGGCCAUCAAUGGCUCUGCUGAUAAAGCAGUGGAGGACAGUGAGAAGAUGUUCACUGAGCUGAUCCGUCUCAUCCAGAAAAGAAGCUCUGAUGUGAAGCAGCAGGUCAGAUCCCAGCAGGAAACUGAAGUGAGUCGAGUCAAAGAGCUUCAGGAGAAGCUGGAGCAGGAGAUCGCUGAGCUGAAGAGGAAAGACGGCGAGCUGGAGCAGCUCUCACACACAGAGGAUCACAACCAGUUUCUGCACAACUACCCCUCACUGUCAGCACUCAGAGCAGAAUCUGAAGUCUGGAGAUUGGAUGUUGACAAGGCCAUGGAGAGGAAGUGCUGGUCCAGUCCACGGUGGGAAGAUCCAUAUCGGAUGCUGCUGACGAUGACCACAGCAGUGAAGAUUGCUGAAAGGAACACUUGGAUACAUCAAGCGCACUGCAAGAAGGUAACACACUUCCUGGCCGACUCUGGGCGAUGGGAUGGCUGCAGGAUGGAGAACAUGCAGAAAAACAUUGGCAGCAGGAAGUUCGCCUUCAGCAGCUUCCAGCUCCUCACCUUCCCCAAACUCUACAGACCUCCGGAUUAA
Molecule: messenger RNA, 1251 nt
Organism: Pelmatolapia mariae (spotted tilapia)
Lineage: Eukaryota; Metazoa; Chordata; Actinopteri; Cichliformes; Cichlidae
Product: E3 ubiquitin/ISG15 ligase TRIM25-like
Exons: 3
Coding region: 1-1251 (416 amino acids)
Molecular function (GO): zinc ion binding
Source: RefSeq, a predicted model, not a curated record